Tilletiaria anomala UBC 951 is the source of this 1638-nucleotide messenger RNA. RefSeq lists its product as uncharacterized. The record is from RefSeq and is a predicted model, not a curated record. NCBI's taxonomy places the organism in Eukaryota, Fungi, Basidiomycota, Exobasidiomycetes, Georgefischeriales, Tilletiariaceae. The transcript is spliced from 4 exons. The coding region runs from base 1 to 1638 and encodes 545 amino acids.
AUGAUCAGCCCGAGCGUAUAUGCCAGCUGGCUCGACGAUGAGUACCUCCCGCUUACCAGCCGCAAGACGAGCAGAGCUUUCUUGUUUGGUACUGUUGCGAACGCUACGCGUGAAGGCCUUCUCCCAGCCCUGAUGGGGAAGAAGAGCGUUCGCGAGGCGCUUCACUCUUUCAUCUCAAAAGCCUCGCUCAAGGCGGGAGCAGGCUUGGCUCUCUACGUUGCCAUUUACCGAACCAUCUUGCAGGUACUGCUCAUUGUUCGCGCUAAGACGUUGAUUCCAAAGCUGCAGGCCUGGGCGCAAUCCUUGCGAUCCAAAUAUGCAUCCGCGGCAGCAUCUCGUGCUGGCACUUCUAAACGCAUCAUCUCACACUCCUUGAUGCCAUUACUGGCAGCCAAUGCAUCUAUUCCAGCACUGCUCUUGGUGUCCAGCGCGUUAAGGAGCUACAUUGCCUUGGAUAUCCUCGUCAAAGCGCUCCAUGCCAUAUAUACCGAAGCCAGAAAGAAUGAGUCUAGACUCGUUUCAUGGGUACCAGAGUGGAUGGGAGGAGGCUUGCUUUGCGCAGUAGCAAACGGACAGCUGCUCUGGGCUUUCCUCUUCGAACCUCAAUCCUUCCCGUCGAGCUAUGGCAACCUCAUCUUGGCGCGCUCGAAGGCAUACAUUCCAACUCGACCCUCACGAUUGCCUGCCAAUGUACCAUGGCCGAUGCGGCGGCAAAUCGCAGACACUAUCGCCCAACUCUCAACGCCCAGCAAGACCAAGGCCGCAUAUCCGACCUUCUCAUCGCCACUGCUUGCUACGCUUAAUCCGUCUCUGCAUCCCAUAUCCGAGUACAGCAUCAUCAACCCCAUUCUGGACUAUGCGCCUGCCCACCCAGGGCACACGGAGCUUCUCUGCGCAAUACUUCAUCCCACUGAGCCGAGCUGCCGCAAGAACUUUUUGCAGUUCUUCAAGCAGGAGUGGAUCGCUAGCGCUCGCUUCGUCGCCGCUUUCGCCCUGUUGGCACAGGUCUUCUUUUUUAAGAAAGCGAUCAGAGAUCCGGAGAUGGCUGUCUUCAAAUUCAUCAUGACGGUGGCCCAGGGCGCCACAUUGAUCAGCGGAUCCAUCGGUUCGGCUUGGGCGUUCACUUGCGUCUUCCAGCGCUAUCUUCCCAAGACGUUUUUGCCACGCUCGCGCUACUUCCUGAACGGUGCUCUCGCCUCCAUCUUCACCCUGGCAGUACCAGCAUCUCGACGCACUAAGCUGGGGCUGUACCUCGCCAAGUUGAGCGCACGCAGCUCGUGGAACAUCCUCGAACGUCGCAAGACCGCCAAAAGCGUGCGCAACGGCGAAAUGAUCCUCCUCGCAAUUGGCAUGUCCAUCCUCUCGGCACUGUACGAGGAAAGACCCAAGGCGCUCGGCCGGAGCACCCGCACUGCGUUCCGUUGGCUCAUCGGUGCGAGGCAGGGCGGUGUCGGCGCAGUCACCGUCGGUCAGCAGACUCAGGGCGAGGUGGACAACAGCUACUUUUAUGCCAAGGAGAAGCUCAAGCGCCUGAGCAGCAUUACACCGACUGGCAUACGCGAUGCCGGCGACGAAGACACAUCGGACGACGAUGAAUAUGGCAAAUCCAAGGCGAAGGGCAAAGCGCAUUUUGACUGA